CACGGACGGAGGCGCGCGCGAAGAAGCAGGUCGCAGCGUGGCAGCCAUGGGGUCGGAGGACACCGCCGCUGCCGCCGGCGACGGCAAAGUGGUGCUCAAGCGCAAAAUCACGCUCUUCAACGGCGUCGCCAUCAUCGUGGGCACCAUCAUCGGCUCGGGCAUCUUCGUGUCGCCGGCCGGUGUGUACAAGGAGACGCGGUCCGUCGGCAUGUCCAUAGUGGUGUGGCUGGCGUCGGGGCUGUUUUCGGCGCUGGGCGCGCUCUGCUACGCCGAGCUGGGCACGUGCGUGCGGCGAGCCGGCGGCGACUACGGCUACAUCCGAGAGGCGUUCGGGCCGCUGCCCGCCUUCCUCAGCCUGUGGGUGCAGCUGCUGGUGCUGCGGCCCGCCACGCAGGCCAUCGUAGCGCUCACCUUCGCCCACUACGCCACUGCGCCCUUCUUCCCGGAAGUCGCGCCGCCGUCGGACGCCGUGCGUCUCUUGGCUGCUGCCUGCCUUUGUCUGCUGACGGCGGUGAACUGCAUGAGCGUGCGCUGGGCGAUGCGCAUCCAGGACAUCUUCACCGUGGCCAAGCUGGCGGCGCUGGCCGCCAUCAUCGUCGCGGGCAUCGUCCACAUCGGCUCAGGCCACACUGAGUACUUCGACAACCCCAUGGCGGGCGACUACAGCAUGGGCAGCCUGGUGCUGGCCCUGUACUCGGGGCUCUUCGCCUUCGGCGGCUGGAACUUCCUCAACUUCGUCACCGAGGAGCUGCAGGACCCCUACAAGAACCUGCCGCGCGCCAUCUGGAUAGCGAUGCCCAUAGUGACGCUGACGUACGUGCUGGCCAACCUGGCCUACUUUGCCGUCGUGUCGCCGGAAGAGAUGCUGUCCUCAGCCGCCGUCGCCGUGUCGUUCGGCAACCGCAUGUUCGGCGCGGCGCGCUGGACGGUGCCGGUGUUCGUGGCGCUGUCGACGUUCGGCGGCGUCAACGGCAUCCUGUUCACGUCGGGACGGCUGUUCCGCGCAGGCGCAGCCGAGGGACACCUGCCCGUCGCCUUCGCAUUCAUCCACUUGCGCACCUGCACGCCCGUGCCAGCGCUCCUCUUCACCUGCCUGACAUCAUUGAUGAUGCUGACGACGAGCGACGUGUUCGUGCUGAUCAACUUCUUCAGCCUGGUGCUGUGGCUGUCGGUGGCGGCAUGCAUCGCGGCCCUGUUGUACCUGCGGCGCUCCCAGCCGCAGCUGGCGCGGCCCAUCCGGGUCAGCCUGGCACUGCCCCUGCUCUUCCUGCUGUGUUGCUGCUUCCUCGUCUUCGUGCCGAUCGUCGUCGAGACUACGAAUACGCUUAUAGGUUUGGGAAUCUCACUUUCUGGCAUACCUGUGUACUACAUAUUUGUAGCAUGGGAAAGGAAACCAAAGAUCAUAAACACUAUGAGUGAAAAUUUUGCAAUUGGUGUGCAGAAGUUGCUGGAAGUUGUCAGUCCAGAAGAAGGAGAAAUAGCAGCCAGUCCUGCAAAAACAUAAUGUGAUUAGGUACCAGUUAUGGUGACACCUCAUAAUGCUACAAAUAAAGAUCUGAAUCUGACAUUCCUGAGAAACCUGGACAAUGGGACCAGCUUGCAUCUGAUGCUACAUAUUUUGUUCAGCUGCACGACUUUAAUUUGAUAUUGACUUGCUUUGGGUGCAAAGUUGAUAAGACUUUAAUGCCUUUUUAUUGUGGCUGCAGUCAUCAAAUGAAAAGUGAUGACUUUUAUGGACUAUCCCAAGAUUAUAGGAGCAUAAAUUCUCCUACUCUGAACAUUUUUAUACUCAUUAUUUGAUUUAUUUUAACCUUAAUAAUUUGUGAGUGUUUUGUAUGAUUGUAUUAUUUAAAACAAUUGCUCUGUCUUCAAAUUUAUUGAAAGCAGAUAAUAUAAGGAAUAUAGA
Molecule: messenger RNA, 1906 nt
Organism: Schistocerca americana (American grasshopper)
Lineage: Eukaryota; Metazoa; Arthropoda; Insecta; Orthoptera; Acrididae
Gene: JhI-21
Product: large neutral amino acids transporter small subunit 1
Exons: 8
Coding region: 47-1504 (485 amino acids)
Biological process (GO): amino acid transmembrane transport
Cellular component (GO): membrane
Molecular function (GO): L-amino acid transmembrane transporter activity
Source: RefSeq, a predicted model, not a curated record